GUGUAAUUUUGAAUUAUUUUUUCAUAGUUAAAGUUAACGUUCGUCAAUUAAGAUAAAAUGUAAAAGUAGAAGAGUCAUGACAAAUGUUUUUUUGUAGACAACGCAUUAACUGAAAUAAUGCUCUGAGCUUGGAAAUCGGCGUCAUGUCGCAGUUCUCUUUCUUCAAUGAAAUUAACAGUUGUGUGAGAAUGGAUGACCCUAUCACAAAGGGUCCUGUACCUAGGUGGCAAAAGAAAAACUUGGACACUAGCAACAGGGGCAAGCCUAACACAUCUAGCAGUUCAACCUCCAAUAAGACACCAACAAGGCUUACAACAGAAAAUGGAAACAAAUCAAAGAAGACUCCCUCAAAAACACCAAAAAAGUCACCAGGGUCCAAAACACCAGGCGCAAAAACUCCGAGUGGGGGUGACAGGUUUAUACCAGUUCGAAGCCAGUCCUCAUUUGAAAUGGGUCAUUUUAAGAUAAAUCAGGAGCAAGAAAAUGAAGAACUGCUGAGUCCGUCCAAAAGAGAUAAACAACGCAUCAUGUCAGAAAACCUUCAUGGAGCAGAUAUUAACAAGACAAGAGUGCUUUGCUAUCAGAAUAAAGCACCAAAUGCUCCAGAGGGUCAUCAAAACUCCUUAAAGGUUGUCUACAGUCAUUCAAAAACUCCAGGCUCUGUAAAGAGCACAACACGCUACAUUCCGAUGACACCAGAUCGUAUACUUGAUGCACCUGACAUUAUGGAUGAUUACUAUCUUAAUCUGAUUGACUGGGGUGCACAUAACAUUUUGGCUGUUGCCUUGGGCAGUGGUGUGUACCUGUGGAAUGCUCACACUGGAGAAAUAGAGCAGCUUCUUGUUCUGGAAGGAAGUGAUUAUGUAUGUUCACUUUCAUGGAUUCAGGAAGGGGAGGUUUUGGCAGUAGCAACAAGCAAAGGAAUAACAGGACUUUGGGACUGUUCAGCUAUGAGACGUCUUCGUCUACUUGAUGGCCAUUCUGCUAGAGUUGGAGCUUUAUCGUGGAACUCAUACAUCCUUUCUUCAGGAUCCCGCAGUGGCCACAUAAUUCAUCAUGAUGUCCGUGUGAAAGAACAUAUUGUGGCCACAUUGGCAGGACAUACCCAAGAGGUUUGUGGUUUGAAAUGGUCGCCAGAUGGAAGGUAUCUUGCUAGUGGUGGUAAUGAUAAUCUACUGAAUAUAUGGCCUGCUACACCAGGUGGAGCACAUACUCAGACUACACCACUUUACACGUUGAGUCAACAUCAAGCUGCAGUCAAGGCACUUGCAUGGUGCCCAUGGCAGCCAAGUAUCCUUGCGAGUGGUGGUGGCACUGCAGAUCGGUGCAUAAGAUUCUGGAACUGUAGCAAUGGGAACUGCUUAAAAACAGUAGACACAAAAUCUCAAGUCUGUGCAUUGUUAUGGUCAACAAAUUACAGGGAAUUUAUAUCUGGUCAUGGAUAUGCUAACAACCAAUUAGUCAUAUGGAAAUACCCAUCGAUGAACAAGAUUGCAGAGCUCACUGGACAUACUGCAAGAGUUUUGCAUCUUGCUUUGUCUCCUGAUGGCAGUACUGUUCUGUCAGCUGGAGCAGAUGAAACAUUAAGGUUGUGGAAGUGCUUCACUCCAGACCCUGCAAAGAAGACUGAACCAGUGGAAACAAAAAGUGUUCCUAAUAUGAUGCGUGGAAUUCGUUAAUUGUUGUGUCAUUGGCAUAUUACUAAAUCAAAAGACUGAUGUCGUAGUGAUUUGUGUAAUGUGAAGGUAUUCUGUACGAUCUGUAUCUAUAAACCUAAUAGGAGCAAAUGUUCUUACAUACUAAGUACACAGUGAGAAAUGAAACAAUGCGUUCUAGGAAAGUAUUUCUUCCCUUUGCUGAUCUUUCUCUGGAACUGUCUGUGUUUACUGCCACAGAAAAACAUGACUGACUAUAUUGAUUUUACAAUAAUAUAAAACAAAUGUAUAUAAUUAGUGAUCAGAUGUCUUUAUAACAAUAUUUAUCCCACUAAGGGUUGUAUACUCGUUUAUCACAUGUAAAAAUUUCUGCAUGUUUAUGCUGUGAAUAUUAUUAGACUUUUUAUUGU
Messenger RNA from Schistocerca cancellata (South American locust), 2065 nucleotides. RefSeq names its product cell division cycle protein 20 homolog (gene fzy). Lineage: Eukaryota; Metazoa; Arthropoda; Insecta; Orthoptera; Acrididae. Gene Ontology annotation, molecular function: protein binding; ubiquitin ligase activator activity; anaphase-promoting complex binding. The record is from RefSeq and is a predicted model, not a curated record. The coding region runs from base 144 to 1679 and encodes 511 amino acids. Gene Ontology annotation, cellular component: anaphase-promoting complex. Gene Ontology annotation, biological process: positive regulation of anaphase-promoting complex-dependent catabolic process; positive regulation of ubiquitin protein ligase activity; anaphase-promoting complex-dependent catabolic process. The transcript is spliced from 12 exons.